CCCACCGGCACGAAUUGGAUCGAGGAAGUUCGCCUGUGCUGUGCCCACUGCCCCCCAGGGACGUUCCGGAGCGGCCCCUGCUCCGAACAAGUCAACGACACCGGCUGCUCCCCGUGUCCCGCCGGCACCUUCCACGCUCAGCCCAACACCUUCACCGAGUGCCAGGCCUGCUACGAGUGCGACCGACACGCUUUCCAGACCGUGCUGAGCAACUGCUCGGCCACCAGCAACGUCGCCUGUGGCUGCGAGCCCGGUCGCUUUCGCCACUGCCUGGACGGGGGGUGCAGCGAGUUCUCCUGCCUGCCCUGCCAGUCCUGCCCCGGCCGGCUCGUCCAGCGGCCCUGUGAGUGCUGCGGGACGCGUCCCGCCGGUACGGCGAGGCGGAGCCCCGAGCAUCAAGCCUUGUUGCGGGGGGAACCCGGUGGCGUGGCCCGGACGGGUGAGGAGGGGAAGCCCUCCGCCCCCCCGGAACCCCACGGGGGGCUGCUACAAGGCAGCCAGCUUUACGCCGUCAUCGAUGCGGUGCCGGUGCGGCGCUGGAAGGAAUUCAUGCGGGUGUUGGAGUUGCGGGAGGCAGAGAUCGAGCUGGUGGAGCUGGAGGUGACCCACAUCCGAGACCAGCAGUACGAGAUGCUGAAGCGUUGGUGUCAGCAAACCAGCCCCACGCUCGACCGUGUUUUCGCCGCCCUGGAGCGCAUGGACCUGGCCGGUUGCGCCGAGGCGCUUCGCCGGGCCCUACCGUCGGGGCCCUGAACCCCCCCAACCCCCGGCGCCGCCGCCGCACCGGCAGAGGGAGGUCCCGGCAC
This is a messenger RNA of Calidris pugnax (ruff), 806 nucleotides long. It is a transcript of the gene TNFRSF25, whose product is annotated as tumor necrosis factor receptor superfamily member 25. NCBI's taxonomy places the organism in Eukaryota, Metazoa, Chordata, Aves, Charadriiformes, Scolopacidae. The record is from RefSeq and is a predicted model, not a curated record. The annotation marks the transcript as partial. Gene Ontology annotation, biological process: signal transduction. Gene Ontology annotation, molecular function: protein binding. Gene Ontology annotation, cellular component: plasma membrane. The transcript has 4 exons.